CGACGUUUCCCAUGCGAAUUAUUUUGCUUUAGGCUGCGAUUGGUUGGAUUUUGAUAACAAUACCUGUGGAGUAGGUACCGUAAGUGAUUCUAAACGAUGGCGUGUUGUGCAAUACCGGGAUGCCAUAACUCACAGAGAUAUAAAGGAGGAAGGUCUAUGUUUCGUCUACGUCGGCCUGACCUGGCAAGAACUCCUGGUGAAAGAAUACAUCGUCAAAGGCUGACUAAUGUUAUGCUCUCGAUUCGGGAUUUCACAAAGGGCGAUAACAUUAAGAAUUUGAUACACAAAGAAAGUUGUCAUAUUUGUGAUAAUCAUUUUGCGAAGGAAGAUAUUUUGAGAGUACCAAACAAAACGAGUCUUAGACUUGGAGCGAUGCCAACAAAGAAUAUGCCAGUCCCACAAUGUAGCGCACCGGGAUGCCAUCACCCAAACGGUUUUAGAUUUCCGAAGAGAAUGAGGAUUAAAAAGAAAUGGAUCGAAGCCAUAAACAAUGCAGGAGAUUUUGGCAAAAGGAAAUGGAAACCUAAUAGCAAAUCUAAUGUUUGUUAUCAGCAUUUUCUGAGAGAGGAUUUCUGCUGUGAUGAGUCAGGAAAGAUACUCAAAGCGCUCAAACCUACUGCAGUACCUUCUAUAUUCAACACCUACGACGUGGAAUUAAACUAUGUUAAAUUAACGAUUGCUAAACCUCCGUUAGAACCAAAAAUGAAACCCAAAACAGUUCAAGAGCUACCUGUUUCCUCAGUUUUUCAAGAUGGUGAGCAAGCACAUGUCAAUAAUGUUGUAAUAGACUUGACAAAGGACACACCGAGCCCAGAUAUAGUUGAAAAACUAUUCAUCACAAAUAUUAGAGGCUCAAAUGAAAUACCACUUUCGAACGGACAUACGGGUAUAAACUCAAACAAUGCAGAUAUCACAGAAAAUACCAAUCUGGAAACUACGGACUUUUUCAAAGUGAUUAGCAUUGAAGACACAAAAUCGAACACAAAUUCUGAACAAGCACCCCCAAAUACUGAACCGUUGAGUGGCAACAAUUCUUUACAUAAGACUGUGGAGCCAAUUCCCAUCGACAAGAAAAAUGGAAUAAAUGAAAAUCAAAUGGUAUCUGCUAACCCAUAUUCGGAUAUUACCCAACAGACUGAUGGGGGCUUGGGUAACAAUUUUGAAAGAAAUAUGGACUCCAUGCCUUUAAUGUCAUCACAGAAAGAUACCUUCCCCAGUCCGCUAUUGAAGACUCCGGUGAGGCCCGCCAAUGCAAGCAAUAUUAGUGAGUCCUGCUUAGCGAAUGGAAAUCAAAUUAGAAAUUGUGAAACUAAUAUAGACCAAAAAUAUGUGAAAUACUCCCCGAAACAUACUGUGCUAUUGAAGUCACAUGGCCUACCUUUGACCAAUGGUUUGAGGGUUGAAAACCAGAUGGAAGGGAGCCUAAGUAGCAAUUGUGAAACAAGUGUCGUUCAAACAUCUACUACGUACUGUCAAAAAAAUGCUAUCAUAUCAAAUUCGCCUUCUUUAAAUAACCCAACAGACCUUGUCGAAGCACCGCAUAAUCCAAGUAUCCAACAGUCUCAUAAUGAAGCGAAUAUUGAACAAAUGGAUAUAGCGGAAGAAAACACAUUAAAUUCAAAGCUAAAUGUUCUGGCAGGUGAUAAAGAGCCAUCACUGACGGCCCAAAAAAUUGAAAUAAAAAAGGGCAAGGAAUCAUUAAUGGAAUCAGAAACGUCUAACGGUAAUACAGCUCAAUGUGCACCAGCAAAUGAGAAUUCGGAAUGCGCAACUUUAGAGAUUUUACUUGAAAAUUCUGCAAUUGAGACUGACAAUUCUGCAGUCAGUAAUAAAAUAAGAGUAAAAAAUUUGAACCGAGUACCUGUGACUUCCAAGACUGUGGAUAAUGGAAUUCAGAGUCAAUCCACUUUAUCAAUACAAGCUAAAACUAACUUUUUGUCAUCCCAGAAUUUUUUGAUUGGGUUCGCAGGACAUGAAAAGGGGUCUGAUCAAGACAGUUCAGCUUUUAACCCUAAUAUGAUAAAAGAUAUGCAGAAUACUGAAAUGGAGAUUGACAAUACUGCAGCUAGUAAUGAAAUAAGUGUAACAGAUCCGAACCAAAUACCCUUGUAUGGUAAUAAUGUGAAAAGUGCGAUUCAUAAUCAGUCUUCUUUACCAAUGCAAGCUAAAUCUAACUUUUCGUCAUCCCAAAAUUUUGGAGGGUCUGAUCCAAAUAUUUUGAAAUUGAAUAUUGACGUAACAGAUAUGGCUGCAGAACCUACAAUACAGGCUGGCACCUAUUUUAUGCCUUCCCAAAAUCAUAGUAGCGAGUCCACAGGACAUAAAAAAGGCCCAGAUCAAGAUAUUUCAAAGUCGAAUACUGAUAUGAUUGCAGAUACUGAAGGUUUUGUGGAAGCAAAUAGCCAUUUACCAUCGGACACCCUUCAAAUAUCAAAAGAUCUCGAUGAAAAAUUGUGGCAAAGCUACCAAAAAAAGCAAUGAUCAUAUUCUUCCAGAAAUAGUGCAUAAAAAUUCUGAAGGCUCAGCCUUGAUUGUUAAUGGGAAAAAAGGAAAUUUGCUGUUACAACAAACACUGUGCAAUGUGGCAUUUACAAAUUUUAAAAUGAACA
Molecule: messenger RNA, 2609 nt
Organism: Styela clava
Lineage: Eukaryota; Metazoa; Chordata; Ascidiacea; Stolidobranchia; Styelidae
Source: RefSeq, a predicted model, not a curated record